Molecule: messenger RNA, 887 nt
Organism: Durio zibethinus
Lineage: Eukaryota; Viridiplantae; Streptophyta; Magnoliopsida; Malvales; Malvaceae
Source: RefSeq, a predicted model, not a curated record
UACUUUUAAUGCAGGACAACAAAAAGCGCCCUUUUACACGCAACACCGACAGCUGGGCUGCUGAUAAUUAUGACCUUUUUUUCAAGCACGCCGCUUGUUCGAUAAAAUGUCCCGACGAUAAAAGAGUUCCCUCUUAGAAACACUUGAAAAUUUCAGAAGCAAUCAUGAUAGUCUACAAUCUUUUUGACGGCUUCAAGGAAAUUCUGAAGAUUCAAAAGUUCCGAAGAAUUGUGUCAUACACUGGAUUCUAUUGCUUUGUUGCUGUUUUGAGCUACGCUUAUACAAGCAACACAACCAGAGCUGGGUAUUCGAGGGCUGAUCAAUUCUAUGCUUCUUACCCUGCUGGAACUGAGCUUUUAACUGACACUGCUAAGUUAUAUAAAGCAGCAUUAGGCAAUUGUUUUGAGUCAGAGGAAUGGGGUCCGAUUGAGUUCUGUAUCAUGGCUAAACACUUCGAGCGUCAAGGGAAAUCGCCAUAUGCCUAUCACGCGCAAUACAUGGCCCACCUCCUUUCUCAUGGUCAACUAGAUGGAAGUGGCUAGAACCUAGAAGGGGGAAAAUUCAACUACUAGAUGAGUGAAAACGUACUAGUACCAUACACGUGAAAUGGACUCGUGGUGAUACUUGUAGUACCAAUGUGAGAAGAACAGAAAUUAUACUGUUUAGGAUACCAACUGAAUUUCUGUUUAAAAUAAGAAUGUGUGUUGGCACAUUAAUUGAGUUCCUUGGUCUAUGGUUUGGACUUUGUUUAGACUUCAGAGGCCAUAAUUUGCACCAUUGGUCAUGGACUUUCCAGUUUCUGCCAUUAGUGUCUAUUUCAGAAACUUAUGUUCUAACAGUGUCUUACAUUCGCUGCAGUUGUUAAGGAUUAUUAAAGAAAGAAAAGA